Molecule: messenger RNA, 1794 nt
Organism: Cherax quadricarinatus
Lineage: Eukaryota; Metazoa; Arthropoda; Malacostraca; Decapoda; Parastacidae
Source: RefSeq, a predicted model, not a curated record
CCCAUCCACAACUGCCAUUCUCCUCCCCAUCCACAACUGGCAUUUUCCUCCUCAUCCAGAAAUGCCAUUUCCCUCCCCAUCCAGAAAUACCAUUCCCUUCCCUAUUCACAGCUGCCUGUCACCAUUUCCCUUACCAUUCACAUUGUUAUUCUUUUCAUAUUGUAGCACACUUGUUACAGGCAACAGGUGUUACCUUCAAGUAAUACAGGUGUGGCACUACUGGGGACUAGUGUUUGGCAGUACCAGUUCUCACAUCACAACAUACACAAAUAGCUGCACAGGUGCAGUAAUAUGUGAAAAGCAGACUAAUGUUACAGAUACAUUCAGUAGUAAUAGCAGGAACUAUGGCAUGCAUUCUUUACUGGAGUGGAGCUUGGCAGUUUGUCUUUGGAUUCAUGAGCUCCAUACUCAUCUCAUCUUGCUCGCAGUUGUUUCUUUACACAAAUUUUCUAAGUUAUAUACCUGUGAAUGAAGCCAGUUCAUCAGAAAUGGAAGAAAUCAGUACAAAGCUGGCAGAGGAGCACAAGACAAUGACCGACAAUCUAAAUUUACUGGUAUUAUAUGUGGAAAAACUUGUUGAAAUCAACAAGGAAGGAGAAUCUGACAGAGAGGAGGAGGAUUUUUUAAAUCAGAUGCUUCCUGUGGUGGACCAAUUAUUUAAUGAAGCGCUGAAAUUUGAAGGCUAUUUGAAUGAGGACUUACGGAUUAUUUUUCACAAAACUAAAGAACAGUACAAUGCUCUUAAAGAAAAUCUCCUGAAAAAGCAUGAGAAGAAAAGCACAGGGCAGAGAAAGGGAGAAUAUAUGGAUAAUGAAAGUGACAAAGGUGUGGAAAAUGAAGACAUAUUCAGUUACAUAGGGAAUACUAAAUUUAGCAACGAGCUUUAAAAAUUUGUGAAACCUUGUAUUUGCUAUUUUGCAAUUCCCCCCUCCCUACCCCAAAAAAAAUUAAAAUUAGAAAUGUCUUGCAUCUUUUACAGCCCAUUAAUUGUGGUAGUGGUACAGGUCGGCCAUCACUAAUCCGGCAUCAUUGGGACCUGUAGUGAGUUUGCCGAAUUACAGAAUGGUUAGGUUAGAAUACACUUAACCUAUCAAAAGAGAGACUUUCUGCACAUCUUCCUCAUUUUCAUCACUGCUUUCUCCUCCAUUGGCUUGCUGCUGUGCAUUUACAACCAUCUGCACAAUUUCUGAGUCAGUAUAAUGAUGAAAUUUGAAAUUAUGCUAGCCAAAACUAGUGGCGGAUUACUGAUGGAACCGGAUAACUGAUUGCUGGAUUAGUGAUGGCCGACCUGUAUUAUUAUAAUCAAAACUAAGCACUAAACCCAGCAGGGUCAUAUAGUGCUGCAUUUGGUAAAGGUAGAGUACAUACAUGAUAACAUAUUGGUUUUCAAAUAGUUUUCAAUGUAUGGAACAAUCUUCAGAGUAAGGUAAUUGAUGCUAGGACCCUAGGUAGCUGUAAAAAGAUAUAGGGCAAAUAUAUAUGAUUGGGAGUUCUUUUUUCCAUAUGUAUACAACAGUUUCUGUAUGACAGGAAAUAUGGUAUAUACAUGUAUGUAUGUAUGUAUGUAUAUAUAUAUAUAUAUAUAUAUAUAUAUAUAUAUAUAUACAGUGGACCCCCGGUUAACGAACUUUUUUCAUUCCAGUAGUAUGUUCAGGUGCCAGUACUGACCGAAUUUUUUCCCAUAAGGAAUAUUGUGAAGUAGAUUAGUCCAUUUCAGACCCCCAAACAUACACGUACAAACGCACUUACAUAAAUGCACUUACAUAAUUGGUCGCAUUUGGAGGUGAUCGUUAA